Pangasianodon hypophthalmus (striped catfish) is the source of this 3033-nucleotide messenger RNA. It is a transcript of the gene tardbpa, whose product is annotated as TAR DNA binding protein a. Lineage: Eukaryota; Metazoa; Chordata; Actinopteri; Siluriformes; Pangasiidae. Gene Ontology annotation, molecular function: RNA binding. The transcript is spliced from 6 exons. Gene Ontology annotation, biological process: regulation of gene expression. The coding region runs from base 576 to 1487 and encodes 303 amino acids. Gene Ontology annotation, cellular component: nucleoplasm. The record is from RefSeq and is a predicted model, not a curated record.
CUUCCAGAUGAUGACGCACUUUCUUCGACGAGUCCGUUCGAGCGGCCAUUUUGAUAGAAGUUUGAGGUUAGAAAAAUAGACCGGGGUAUUUGUUUUAGUUUUAUGUAAAAUACGUUUGCUCCGGGAAAUCUAAUUCUACAACGCAGAUUCUUUAUUUAACGAACUCCUGUUUUUGGCCGCGAGAACUUUGAAAAUAAGACAAGCUAAACGAGAAAACGGAGAGCGCGAAAAAACCUUCCUACCAUUCAUUGCGCGAGCUUGAGGCCCUCUUUCAUCCUUCAUGGACGAUAGUUAGCAGCGACGUUUUAUGGGACUAUAAGCGUUAAUCCGUUUAUCUGAUAUUUGUGAUAUUAUCUGUGAUAAUAAUUUGGUAGAUAACGCAUACUACGUUGUGCAUUGUUUAUAUUUGAGUUUCAAUAAAGCGCGGUGUUUGCAACGUCCCGCCGUAAAGCUAGCUAGGCUAGCUAACUAAAUUAUUUACCGUGGUGGCUAACGCAUUAGCUAGCUAGCACAAAGCGCCCACCUACUCUGACGUUCGGUACUAGCUAGCACCCACCGCGAUUUCGCAUUAAAUCAUGGAGACGUGUUAUAUUCGUGUGGCUGAGGAUGAAAACGAGGAGCCAAUGGAAAUUCCCUCAGAGGAGGAUGGGACAGUACUGCUGUCCAGCGUGGCGGCGCAGUUUCCAGGCGCGUGCGGCCUGCGUUACCGGAGCCCGGUGUCUCAGUGCAUGCGGGGGGUGCGCUUAGUGGAGGGCGUGCUGCAUGCACCGGAGGCCGACUGGGGCAAUCUGGUGUACGUAGUCAACUACCCAAAAGACAAUAAAAGAAAGAUGGAUGAAAUGGAUGCUGCUUCUGCUGUGAAAAUUAAGAGGGGCAUUCAGAAGACUUCAGACUUGAUUGUUCUUGGAUUACCAUGGAAAACAUCUGAGCAAGACCUGAAAGACUAUUUCAGCACAUUUGGAGAGGUGAUAAUGGUACAGGUUAAGAGAGAUGCAAAAACAGGAAAUUCUAAAGGAUUUGGCUUUGUAAGGUUUACAGACUAUGAGACACAGAUUAAAGUGAUGUCCCAGCGGCAUAUGAUUGAUGGGAGGUGGUGUGACUGCAAGCUCCCCAACUCAAAGUAUUUCAUGGAACAAGCUGGGCUAGACGAGCCUAUGCGGAGUAGGAAAGUGUUUGUGGGCCGUUGUACUGAGGACAUGACUGCUGAUGACCUCAGGCAGUUCUUUAUGCAGUACGGUGAAGUCACAGAUGUCUUCAUUCCUAAGCCUUUCCGAGCAUUCGCCUUUGUCACUUUUGCUGAUGACCAGGUUGCCCAGUCUCUGUGUGGUGAGGACCUGAUCAUCAAGGGCACCAGCGUACACAUCUCUAACGCAGAGCCUAAGCACAAUAAUAUUCACCACCUCUUUUCCCAUUUCCCUGGAAGAAGCGCUUCGUUGGCCGCAAUGUUCGAGCGAUCUCAGUAUCAGUACCCUUCUUCCCAUGUGUAAAUGCUUUGCCAUCAAAGAACACAGCUUCACUCUUCAUUUACUGUGUUAGACGGUGGGUGUUGUCUUUUUCUCCCCUUUUCAUGGAUAAAUCUGUCCAAUAUGUAUCGCUUUGAGAGCGAGUGAGAUGGUGAUGGAUUGUUGGUGGGCCAAGAGUGAGAGACUGAAUGAGCGAACAGACUGAGAGAGCGAACGUGAACGCAAGUGUGAAAAGAGCUGGUUGUGCAUUUAAAAAAAAAAAAAAAAAAAAAAAAAACAAGAUGACUGCAAGAUGUGAGAAGAACCUGUGUGAGCGAGUGUGAACAGCAGCAGCAUGUUUUCUGUCACAUCAUCAGAUGGACAUUCAUUAUUCCUAUUCCCCUUUUGAUCUAUCUCCUUUCCUUCCUUUUCUCAUAUAAUCAAGCUUAUAUAGUUACAGGAAUUAUAUAUGUAUGUAUUGGAAUGUCUAGCAAUCUAAGUAUUUGUAUAUUAUCCGUUGUGAAUGCUUGUAUGGUGUGUGUGUUCUAUCUCCUCCCUGUUACUGACCUCCAAGUGUGAAUAUGUGAAGUGGUGUUGUCUGUGAGAAAGCACUGGUGUGUGGGGGUGUGUGCCAGUGAGCGUGGGCUCUGAGUGUCUCGAAGGGUGAUGUGGCGGUGAAAGUUGAAGAAUCCCUAAAGAAAGGUUGCAUUUGUUGAAGUGCUUUGAAUGCCAUCUUAUGUUUUGUGAAUCAAAGGGAACUCAAAUAAAACUAAUUUGACUAGGUAUUUGACAGUGGCUUAUUUUUGAUUGCUACGAAAAUUAAUUGAAUUGCAAAAACUUAUUUAAUUCGCAUGUAUAGGGACCUUGGACUCCGCUGGCCCAGGUUUACAUCAGAUCCCAGAGUGAAGUCAGUUUUGGGGAAGCUGAAGACUGGAGUUGGUGUAGUGUUGGCGGCUCCAACACAGUCCAACUGUGGAGAUGCUGCUGAUUGCCUUAGACCUGAAAAGGGACUUCUUCACUUCACUGUAACAGGAUCCCUGGAAUCUCUAUUGAAAUUUAAAUGGACUAUUUCAAAUUGGCUGGAGCACAUAGGAAAAGAACCCCAAUUGAAAAUAAAGGGUAAAGAAUAUUGUCAUGGAACAAUGCCUGAGCCCCUCAGUCCCGUUUCAAGUGACACUCAUACUUUUUAUUUUGUAAGUGACUCAUUGUUAAAUUGUGCUAUUAGGUUUUUUUUGUUUUUUUUUCCCCUUUUGUUUGUUUAAAGCUGUCACCAAUGGCAGGUUCAUCAGUUGUAAUUUUUAAGUGGUCGUAUAUUUCUAAAAGUGGGAAAGACAUUCUCUCUCUCUCUCCCCCCAGAACAGCUGCCUGCAAGUUUUCUUGUUUCUGUCAUGAGUGAGUUGUAAAGAUCCCGGGCAGUUUGUGAAAUAUUUGGACUGUAAUCGGGAUUUGGCAGUGAAUGGUGUGAAUUUCUGGUAAUUUUCAAUAAACAGACUCAUACAAAUCUUUAAUACUGUAUUUUAAGAUUUAUCCAGUUUUCUAUAAGUUCGGUUUUAGUUAUUUAACGUGUAAAAUAAAUCAAAUUUUGCCAACA